AUGAGCGCAGUCAAGCGAGUUGCCGUCAUCGGCGCGGGGCCAGCCGGGGCCAUUACUAUCGACGCCCUGGCUCGGGAGAAGACUUUCGACGUCAUUCGUGUAUUUGAGCGUCGAGAGGCAGCGGGCGGAUGUUGGGUGGGCGACCAAACACCGCCGCCGCACUUGACAAGCCUCUCUUCUCUAGCCGCCCGAACCGCCGACCAACCCCUCCCGAUCCCGGAAACCCUGCCGUCCCGGACGCCGAAACACCCGGCCAGCUCGGGCCCGCCACGCUUCACCGAGUCAGGAAUCUACCCCUACCUCGAAACCAACGUUGACGCCAUCCCCAUGUCCUUUUCCGAGGAAUCGAUCCCCGAACAGCGCACCGAGAACUCGAUUGCGCUACACGGGCCCGAGACACCCUUCCGGCAUUGGACAGUGGUUCGGGACUUUAUCCAGGGGUUGGUGAACCGCAACGGCUACCAGAAUCUGGUCUCCUACAGUACCACAGUCGAGCGUGCCGAAAAGGUCGGCGACGAGUGGAAGCUUACCCUUAGGAAAGAGGGCGAUGAAGGGGAUGAUUGGUCGGUCGAGUAUUUCGACGCUGUUGUCGUUGCGACUGGGCAUUAUUGGGUUCCGUACGUCCCCCAUAUCGAGGGCCUCGAAGAGUUUGAAAAGGCUCGUCCGGGGAGCGUGAUUCACAGCAAGCACUUUCGCGGGCGUGAUCAAUUCCGCAACAAGCGCGUUGUUGUAGUCGGCGCCUCGGUCUCGGGGGCAGACAUCUCAGUCGACCUCAUCAAGACCGCAAAACACCCCAUCUACUCGGUAGUCAACGGCCGCAAGGCGAACCUCUACUUUGGCGAUGGAGCCUUCAACCACCCCCAAAUUUCGCGCCGUGCCACAAUCUCCCGCAUCGAGGGCCAGACCGUCCACUUCCAAGACGGCACGUCCGUAGCGGACGUCGACAACAUUGUCCUCGCCACGGGCUUUACCUGGACGCUCCCCUUCCUGCCCUCCGUCGAGGUGAGGAACAACCGCGUCCCGGGUCUCUACCAGCACGUCGUCUACCACCGCGACCCGACGCUCCUGUUCAUCGGCGCCGUUGCGGCAGGGCUGACGUUCAAGAUUUUCGAGUGGCAGGCCGUGCUCGCGGCGCGGGUGCUGGCUGGGCGGGCGAGGCUGCCGCCCGCGGAGGAGCAGGCUCGGUGGGAGGCGGAUCGGAUUGCGGAAAAGGGAGACGAUAUCAGGUUCUCGCUUGUGCACCCGCACUUUGAGGAGUACUUUGAGACCGUGAGAGAGCUUGCUGGCGAGCCUGAGAACGGUAUUGGCAGGGCGCUGCCGCCGUUUGAUCCUUCUUGGUACGGGGUGUUUAUGGACGGUCUCGAGUUGAGGAAGGAGAUGUGGGUGAGGCUGAAUGCGAAGGCGUUGGAGGAGCUUGCGUCAGGAAAUGCGCUGGCGAAUGGAGAUGCAAGGGACGGCGAGAAAGUUCCCAUAGUCACUACGAUCGAAGCACCGCAAGAAGUGCGGUAG
Molecule: messenger RNA, 1509 nt
Organism: Colletotrichum orchidophilum
Lineage: Eukaryota; Fungi; Ascomycota; Sordariomycetes; Glomerellales; Glomerellaceae
Exons: 3
Coding region: 1-1509 (502 amino acids)
Molecular function (GO): NADP binding; N,N-dimethylaniline monooxygenase activity; flavin adenine dinucleotide binding
Source: RefSeq, a predicted model, not a curated record